Molecule: messenger RNA, 1293 nt
Organism: Lolium rigidum
Lineage: Eukaryota; Viridiplantae; Streptophyta; Magnoliopsida; Poales; Poaceae
Exons: 1
Coding region: 1-1293 (430 amino acids)
Molecular function (GO): protein binding
Source: RefSeq, a predicted model, not a curated record
AUGGCGGGUACCCAGGGCGGGCAGCUGGCCGACGGCCUGUCAGAACCGCCGGCUAAAAAGUGCAAGGUCAAUAGUACAUCGGAGGAGAAGCAGCAAGCAGCAGGAGGUGCUAUCAUCGGCACCGCGCCGCUCCCUCUUCGCUGCCCGCCGUACCCCAAGUCCGGAAAGCGGAAGGACGUGGCCUGGUGGAACCGCGAGUGCAGGAGGAUCUCCGCGCUUGCCGCUGCCGCUAGAAAGAAAGAUCCCCGUACAAGUCUUCCUACCGUGGUGAAGCCCAAGGACCCGAAGACCGCCGACAGCGUGGAGAGCCCACGCGACAAGGCGCUGGUCCGGGACGCGGCGCGCUCCGUCGUCAGCGUCUCCUCCUUCGCGCCCGACGGGAGCGUCAUCAUGGAGUGCAGCGGCUUCGUCGUCGGUUGGAACGCGACCAGCAAGCGCGCUAGAAUACUCACCAGCACCUUGAUCAUGGACAUGUUUGAUGACCCCAAACCGCCUAAGCUUCACGUUCUCUUGCCAAACAAGACCGUUUUAGACGGACAGCUUCUGUUCUUCAACAAGCAUUACGGAAUCGCUUUACUCGAGAUCCACUCGUCGGAAUCGGAUUUGCCAUUGCAUGUCCCCUCUUUCGGGUCUAGCCCAAACUAUGGCCAAGAGGUCUUUGUGUUGGCUAGGGGUGCCGAAGAGUCCAACCUCAUGGCUAGGCAUGGGAGAAUCAGGUGGUUAGAACAGCAAGAGGACUUGGACAUGAACUACCUCAUGCUUCUUAGCUGCGAGCCCCCUAUGUAUAGCACGGGAGGACCGGUCGUUGAUCAUGAUGACGGUCGUGUUGUCGGGAUGUAUUCAUUAGGUGGCCAAAGCCGUACCGUUUUCAGCAUCACCACCAUUCUCACAUGCGUCCAAAUGUGGAUCAACUUCGGUCGCAUUGCUCGCCCCGCACAUGGUUUGGGCCUGAGGACGAUGGAGCUGCUGGAUGUGUCGCUCCAAGAGAGGAUCUUUCUUGAUCACGGCAUCACCAGAGGCUACAUUGUCAAUCACGUAUCAGCCGAGUCUGCUGCCGAGAGGCUUGGUAUUAGGGAGGGAGAUGUGAUCGUUUCGUUCAAUGAGCUGUGUGAUCACACUCUGCCUCAGUUGGAAGAUUAUCUUCUCUCUCUUGGUUGGGGUUUCCUUCACAGAAGCGUUGGAUCAAGCCCCAGUAGUGUGGAUCUCAAGCUUGAGGUUUAUGAUCUCCUCGAACGUACUACCAGAAGCAUUACCUUGCCUGUGGAGUUCUCUGAUGGUUAUGACUGGGACUAA